CGUCAUCAUGAGGAACUUCAUUUUGAAAAGUCUGGAUGACCGGAAGACGUAUUUGUCAUCCAGGGAGCGAGGAUAAACUAGCAUAAGCUUGCAAGUUUAUGUGUCAACUAAUAUAGAGAACGGAGGAUGAGCAGCUCAGAGGAGGUGUCCUGGAUAUCCUGGUUUUGUGGACUGAGAGGGAAUGAGUUCUUCUGUGAGGUUGAUGAAGACUACAUACAGGACAAGUUUAACCUAACAGGUUUGAAUGAGCAGGUGCCUCACUAUCGGCAGGCUUUGGACAUGAUUCUUGACCUGGAGCCAGAUGAGGAACUUGAAGAUAACCCCAAUCAGAGUGACUUGAUAGAGCAGGCAGCAGAGAUGCUCUACGGGCUUAUACAUGCACGUUACAUUCUCACAAACAGAGGCAUUGCACAGAUGUUGGAAAAGUAUCAACAAGGGGAUUUUGGGUAUUGCCCAAGAGUCUAUUGUGAGAAUCAGCCAAUGCUUCCUAUUGGUUUGUCAGACAUCCCCGGAGAAGCAAUGGUGAAGCUUUAUUGUCCAAAGUGCAUGGAUGUUUACACCCCCAAAUCCUCCAGACACCACCACACAGACGGAGCCUAUUUUGGGACAGGGUUCCCUCACAUGCUGUUCAUGGUGCACCCAGAGUAUCGUCCAAAGCGACCAGCCAACCAGUUUGUGCCAAGGCUAUAUGGUUUCAAAAUUCACCCAAUGGCUUAUCAACUCCAACUUCAGGCCGCAUCAAGUUUCAAGAGCCCAGUCAAGACAAUUCGCUAGAACUCCGCUUUAACAAACAGUGGAUUCAAAGACUUUGUUGUUUACUACUUGUUUGAAGCAAUGGAUUAUAUAGUCCCAGUGAAUGCCUAUACAGUUCCCCAAACUCACCUCUGUGUUGAUAGACACUUUCAGAUUCAGACAUUUCCUCUCUCUUUUAGUGAAACACCGUUACAGUUGAGCAGGUUAGUUUUUCUGUAUUAAACAUGUAAUUAUUCCCAAAUGGCCAUUCUCCUGAUACAGUGUUCAACUUUAAUUGAUGUCAGUCCAUCUUUUUGCAUUUUAGGGUCGUUUCUCCGAGACAGAAAAGUGGCUUUACCUCUGAUAACGAAAGCUACAGUGUGCUUUGUGGCUUAAUUGAUUGAAUGUAAAUGAAAGGUUACCGGUUUGCCUUAUCAGUGAUAUAGUCAGUCAUUACUUUUGAAAGUUAAUUGAAUAGCAUAAAAUCAUAUUAACUCAUGCUCCAGAACUGAUUUUGGAAUGUGCAUAAGAUUUUAUUCUGUUAAGACGAAGCAUUUUAUUUGAAAACAGCAAUAUGGUCAGGUGCUAUUUUCAAGAAACAAUAAAUACCAAUUUAGAGGUAGAAAGUAAGACCUUUGACUAAAAAUUGACCUAUGCUUGACUUAAAUUUUAUUACGGUGUCAGUGGCUAUGUAUGUGCUUGUUUAGGCAACUGUAACCAUAUUUUCCUGAUAAUCCUGUAUUUGUAGUUUAAUCAUGUUUACAUUAUGGUAUUACAAUCUAGACAGAUGUGACAUUCUCAAGAGUUUGGUGAUGAUUUAAGUUGCAGCAGCAACAUCUACUCUGGAACAAGUCAAUCGCAUUAAAUAUUUAUUUCUUA
Molecule: messenger RNA, 1611 nt
Organism: Siniperca chuatsi (mandarin fish)
Lineage: Eukaryota; Metazoa; Chordata; Actinopteri; Centrarchiformes; Sinipercidae
Product: casein kinase II subunit beta
Exons: 7
Coding region: 127-774 (215 amino acids)
Cellular component (GO): protein kinase CK2 complex; cytoplasm
Molecular function (GO): protein kinase regulator activity
Source: RefSeq, a predicted model, not a curated record